AUGUUCUGUUCCAUGACUAUCGAUGAUGUCUAUAAGCCUAAAGUAGAGAUAUAUUAUAUUUGGGGAAAAAGUGGUGUUGGAAAAAGUAAAAAAGUCUUUGAAUUAAUUAAGGCUAGUGGAGAACAAAUGUUCGACGUUAUCCAUUAUGAUAACGGCUUCUUCAGUGGUAUACCGUCUUAUGGCUGCUCUACCGUUGGGUGGUAUGAUGAUUUCAGAGACAGCGACAUGAAGCCUUCCGUAUUCAUCCGGUUUAUAGAUUAUUACAUAAUUCCACUUAACAUUAAAGGCUGGCAUGUGAUGAAUAGAUACGAAAAGAUUUAUAUUACUAGUGUACAACCCCAUAGAAGUAUUUAUGCUGAUUUAAAGUCUGAUGAUCCACAUAAACACUGGAUAAGAAGGAUGGAAGUAAUCCAUCUAGAAGAUGAAGAAUCUGCUAACUCAGUUACUGAAAUAGUUUCUACUUGGCAAAGUGUCAUUUUAGAUUAG
Entamoeba nuttalli P19 is the source of this 486-nucleotide messenger RNA. RefSeq lists its product as hypothetical. The record is from RefSeq and is a predicted model, not a curated record. NCBI's taxonomy places the organism in Eukaryota, Evosea, Mastigamoebida, Endamoebidae. The coding region runs from base 1 to 486 and encodes 161 amino acids. The transcript has a single exon.